AUGAGCUUCACCACUGAGGAGAGAGGAAGGCCAAACACACAAGACUACAGGGUGUUUUUCAAGAACUCAGAGGGAAAAUACAUCUCCCCAUUCCACGACAUACCCAUUUACGAAGAUGAAGCCCAGAACAUAUUCAAUGCUGUUAUUGAGGUUCCAAGAUGGACGAGUGCAAAAAUGGAGAUUGCGACCAAAGAUCCACUGAACCCUUUAAAGCAGGACAUAAAGAAAGGUGAGCUUCGCUACGUGUGCAACGUGUUCCCACACAAAGGUUACAUCUGGAACUAUGGAGCAAUCCCACAGACUUGGGAGGACCCAAACCACAAAGACGAGGACACGGGGUGCUGUGGUGACAACGACCCAAUUGAUAUCUGUGACAUCGGCAACAAGGUAUGCUCUCGAGGUGAGAUAAUCAAGGUGAAGGUGCUGGGGACGCUGGCAUUGAUUGAUGAAGGAGAAACAGAUUGGAAAGUCAUUGUGAUAAACACAGAGGAUCCUGAAGCCAGCAACUACAAUGAUAUUGAUGACGUAAGGAGGCUGAAACCAGGUUACCUGGAGGCAACACUAGAUUGGUUCAAAAUGUACAAAGUUCCAGACGGAAAACCUGAAAACCAGUUUGCCUUCAAUGGAGAAUUCAAAGACAGGGAUUUUGCCAUAAAGACAGUCAAAGACACUCAUGGUUUUUGGAAAGCUCUGAUUUCCAAAAAGACUGACAGCGGUGAGCUAAACUGCAUGAACACCUGUGUGAGUGAUAGUCCAUUCUGCUGUUCCACUGAUGAAGCCAAAGCUGUAGUUGAUGCAACAAGUCCUUUAGGUCACUCAGAACCCAUUCCAAAUUCAGCUGACAAAUGGUACUACUACAACAAGUAGUCACGCUGAUGCUCACCCUUUCAAAAAAAUUCAAAAAGAAAUGGAGCCAAUCAUCAAAACUUACCUAACAUUACACGUAACUAUUGUGAUCCGCUUUCCUCCGCAUAUUUUCAAAUGAGAAAAAGAAGCAAGUGCUUUGGGAAUGACAUGAAGUGUUUGUCCCAGUUUUCUGCUCUGCCUAUCAAAAGAAAAUGAAUAA
Messenger RNA from Sardina pilchardus (European sardine), 1066 nucleotides. It is a transcript of the gene ppa1a, whose product is annotated as inorganic pyrophosphatase 1a. The record is from RefSeq and is a predicted model, not a curated record. Lineage: Eukaryota; Metazoa; Chordata; Actinopteri; Clupeiformes; Clupeidae. The transcript is spliced from 11 exons. Gene Ontology annotation, molecular function: magnesium ion binding; inorganic diphosphate phosphatase activity. The coding region runs from base 1 to 867 and encodes 288 amino acids. Gene Ontology annotation, cellular component: cytoplasm. Gene Ontology annotation, biological process: phosphate-containing compound metabolic process.